This is a messenger RNA of Fopius arisanus, 1561 nucleotides long. RefSeq names its product RYamide (gene RYa). Lineage: Eukaryota; Metazoa; Arthropoda; Insecta; Hymenoptera; Braconidae. Bases 299 to 862 code for a protein of 187 amino acids. The record is from RefSeq and is a predicted model, not a curated record. The transcript is spliced from 5 exons.
UACUGAUUAAUUUGAGCUAAUUUGGGAAAUUGAUAUUUUGAGAGGAAUUUGUGAGAAUUUGAGGCAUACGUUAUGUAUGGUGUUUUGGAGUGGGGAAAUUUACAAUUUGUCACAUGUCCCUCACCUCCUCCCAAAACCUGAGGGGUCAACCCCUCUUCAUGACUGUGGGCGGACUACCCGUGAGUAUAUAAAGCUCUACCCGAUGCCAGAGGAUCCCAGAGUCGUUUCACCCCCUUGGAUGCCCUCAUCUCUCUUAACUACAGAGUUUGAAAUGUUCGGUGGAUAAGAAAAGCUUAUAAUGAUCGAAUCAUCCGUUAAAAAAUCAGUACGAGUCUUUUUACCGAGUGGAAGAAUGUCUUCAACAUUUGCUGUGGACCCUAUAGCGUGUCUCUGGAUUGUCCUGUUGCUCACGAAUGUCAUCUUGGCGGAUAAUAAUUUCUACACACAAGGACGUUACGGAAAACGUCAAGAGUCACGUCCAGAGUCUAACAAGCGGCCCCUGUUCUUUCCAAGCCGAUACGGCCGAAGCAUUCCAAACUCCGAUGAAACAUCGGGUGGAGGAUCGAAAAUAGUGGAGAUAUCACCGCGACCUGAUCGCUUCUACCUCGGCAGUCGUUAUGGAAAACGUGGACCAGUUGGAGAUGAGGAAUCAACUGGUGGAAGUCGAUUUACAUCGCUCAGCAGACUAGAGGCUAUUCUGCGGUAUCUAGACCGUGCCCGAAGGUCCAAUCAACAUCGUAAUAAACAAAAUUAUGAAAUUGAGCAGAUCUAUUACGACAAUGGGUACGAUGAUGGCAAUGAUGACAAUCUAGUUGAGGACAAUGACAGCAAGACUCCGUGUCAAUCCGGCAGCCAGUGCUAACUCAAAGGAAAUGAUGAAGAAAUAGUUGAGGAAAUAUGACGCGAGAUAUGAAUACUGCUUGAAAUGCGGAAUAAAUCGUUUUGUCUCUCUUUGGAAUUCACUACUGGCUUUCCAGAAGGCACGCUAAACUCUUCCUCACGAGGAAUUCAUCGAUAAACCAAAAUUGAUACUAGUCAAGUAAAAAAUGUAUUUAAUUUUCGGAUAAAAUCUAAGAUUGAAGUCCGUCGCGAAAAUGUUUUGAAGGUAAUAUUGUCUCUUCAAUUCUACAGAUAUCUGUGAAAUAGUCUAAUCUAGUGUUGAUUCUUGGAAUUAUUAAUUAGUAUUAAUAUUGAUAUAUAAAUAUCGAAAAUACAUGUAACUCUUUCUCUCAAAAGCAAUACAAUUUUGGCAGCGCUCUACAUCAUUUUUGUAUCUAAAAGUGAGAGAAGUGGUUGAGACAUGAUAGUUUAACCAUUAGUCAUACCCCUGUGAUUUAAUAUCUUUUACGUUUUAUGGAGCAGGGAAGUGGGAUUUUUUUUUUUAAAAGAGUCCAGCGAAAGUUUUGGAUGUUUUAAAUGAAUUAUGAAAAUUUGUUGUUGAAUAAAACAGAUCAACUCACUUUUACAGUGAAUUUAUUUGAACGCUCAGUUGAGGGACUCGUAAGAAAUUAAUUUGAACAGAAUUAAGAACUCAAUUUUGUUUCAUCAAUCAAUCUCGUUA